AUCAUGGCGGCAUCGGCACGCUGGAAUCACGUGUGGGUCGGCUCGGAAACCGGGAUCUUGAAGGGUGUGAAUCUGGUCCGGAAGCAGGCGGUGAACUUCACGGAGGCGGCGGGCAGGCCCCGCCGCGAGGAGGAAGUGAGCGCGCUGUGUUGGGCCGACGCAGCCGAGAGCCAGAUUCUAAUCGGCUGUGCCAACAGGACUGUGAAAUCCUUCAGCACUGAGGAGGGCACGUUCUUGAAGAGCAGGUGCUGUCCAGGAGGAGAAGGGACUUUUCGGGGACUUGCAAAACAUGAUGGGUGCCUCAUCACUUGUGUGGAGUCAGGGAUUCUCCGUGUCUGGCCUGAGAACUCCUCUGAACAUAUCAAAGAGCUCAGUGUGGGCCCAAGUGUGUGCAAGAUGCGUCAGGAUCCUGAUCGACCCCACAUAGUGGCCACUGGUGGGAAGGAGAAUUCACUAAAGGUGUGGGACCUGCAGGCAUCAUCUCAGGACCCCAUAUUCAGAGCCAAGAAUGUCCGCAAUGACUGGUUGAAUCUCCGGGUUCCCAUCUGGGAUCAGGACAUCCAGUUCCUUCCAGGCUCACAGAAGAUCGUCACAUGCACUGGACAUCACCAGGUCCGAGUGUAUGACUUGGCCUCCCCACAGCGGAGACCUGUGCUGGAAACCACUUAUGGAGAAUAUCCCCUGAUGGCAAUGACCCUUACUCCAGGGGGCAACUCUGUGGUGGUGGGGAACACUCAUGGACAGUUAGCAGAAAUAGACAUUCGGCAAGGGCGCCUGGUGUGCUGCUUAAAGGGUCUGGCAGGCAGUGUUCGGGGGCUGCAGUGCCAUCCAACUCAACCCAUUCUCGCUUCCUGUGGCCUGGACCGAGUACUACGAGUACACAGACUUCGGGAACCUCGAGGACUGGAGCACAAGGUUUAUCUCAAGUCAAGGCUGAAUUGCCUCCUCUUGUCAGGCAGGGACAACUGGGAGGAUGAGCCCCGGGAGCCUGCCCCAGGCCCUCCUGAAGAAACAGAGACGGAUGAGUUGUGGGCUUCUCUGGAGCCUGUGGUGUCAACUGCUGGAGCCAAGAGAAAACAGGGGGCUCCGGGAGCCCAGCCUGGGGGGAAGAAGAAGCGCCUGCAGAGUUUGGGUGCCCCAGCACCCCUAGCUCCCCCUUGUAAAUAAAGAAGUCACUACCC
Messenger RNA from Gracilinanus agilis (Agile Gracile Mouse Opossum), 1181 nucleotides. RefSeq names its product WD repeat domain 74 (gene WDR74). Bases 4 to 1167 code for a protein of 387 amino acids. The transcript has 11 exons. Gene Ontology annotation, molecular function: protein binding. The record is from RefSeq and is a predicted model, not a curated record. Gene Ontology annotation, biological process: ribosomal large subunit biogenesis. Gene Ontology annotation, cellular component: preribosome, large subunit precursor; nucleolus. NCBI's taxonomy places the organism in Eukaryota, Metazoa, Chordata, Mammalia, Didelphimorphia, Didelphidae.